AUGCUAAAAAGGAAACAAAGUUCAAGGGUGGAAGCCCAGCCAGUUACAGAUUUCGGUCCCGAUGAGUCUUUGUCAGACAAUGCAGAUAUUCUGUGGAUUAACAAACCAUGGGUACACUCUUUACUACGAAUCUGUGCCAUCAUCAGUGUUAUUUCUGUUUGUAUGAACACUCCAAAGACCUUCGAGCAUUAUCCUCCUCUCCAAUAUGUGACGUUUGCUCUUGAUACUCUAUUGAUGUUUCUUUACACUGCAGAGAUGAUAGCAAAAAUGCAUAUCCGUGGGAUAGUUAAGGGUGAUAGCUCCUAUGUAAAGGAUCGUUGGUGUGUGUUUGAUGGAUUCAUGGUCUUUUGUCUUUGGGUGUCACUGGUUUUGCAGGUGUUUGAAAUUGCUGAAAUAGUUGACCAGAUGUCACCUUGGGGCAUGUUACGGAUUCCACGACCACUCAUUAUGAUUCGAGCAUUCCGGAUAUAUUUUCGUUUUGAGCUGCCAAGAACUAGGAUAACAAAUAUCUUGAAGCGUUCCGGAGAGCAAAUCUGGAGCGUUUCAAUUUUCCUUCUGUUCUUUCUCCUCCUGUACGGGAUCCUGGGAGUGCAGAUGUUUGGAACUUUUACGUACCAUUGCGUGACCGACGACACACAGCCAGGGUGA
Messenger RNA from Fulmarus glacialis (Northern fulmar), 648 nucleotides. RefSeq names its product sodium leak channel, non-selective (gene NALCN). Lineage: Eukaryota; Metazoa; Chordata; Aves; Procellariiformes; Procellariidae. The transcript has 5 exons. Gene Ontology annotation, cellular component: membrane. Gene Ontology annotation, biological process: monoatomic ion transport; transmembrane transport. The record is from RefSeq and is a predicted model, not a curated record. The annotation marks the transcript as partial. Gene Ontology annotation, molecular function: monoatomic cation channel activity.